Molecule: messenger RNA, 564 nt
Organism: Angiostrongylus costaricensis
Lineage: Eukaryota; Metazoa; Nematoda; Chromadorea; Rhabditida; Metastrongylidae
Source: the annotation of a GenBank genome assembly
AUGGUAAGAGGAAAUUUAGGCCUGAAAAUUCAUAACGCGCAAGACAACUCGUGGCGUAUGCAAUGGACGCAAGGUGAACAGCCUUGGUGCCGACAUAGAGCUAAGGAUAAUAUUCUUGUAUGGUUACAAUGGAUGUCUAUAGUUAUGGCGAUUCUUCUCGUACUAAUCGGAAUAUUUGCUAUCUGUUGGUUUAUCAAGCAGUCGGAUCGAAAGAAACGAAGGUCACCAUCAAGAAGUGCGAGUGUCGUGGGUCCUGAAACGGAAUUUUUUGCAUUGCAUAUGUCUUCCUUCCUUAAAAGGCACAGUUUAGAAAUGAACGCUAGUACUACUACAAUUCUGGUGGCUGCUGGUUGUAACUCCAUGGCUUGCGAUGUCUCUUGGCCCGAUGGCACUGACAUCCACGCGAACUGGUAUCAGUGCAACGAGAGUUCUAUUUUGCUCUUCAACGCUACGACAUUCGAUGCAUAUGCUAAAUGCCAGGCUUCUGGAAAAGACAUUGACAGUGGGUUGAAUAAAAUGAUAGAGUUUAGGGAACCAUCAGUGCUGCCAAAGCAUCAGAUUUAA